AUCCUGGAAAUAACUAGAUAUAUUAUUGAGAAAAGAUCCACAAUGAAAAACCACACAGUGCCCUCAGAAUUCGUCCUACUAGGACUGUCGGAUGACCCUGAGCUUCAGAUUGUGAUCUUCCUCUUUUUAAUUGUCAUGUACAUACUAAGUGUCACUGGGAACCUGACCAUCAUCACUCUCACUUUGGUAGACCCCCACCUACAGACUCCCAUGUAUUUCUUCCUCAGGAACUUCUCUGUUUUAGAAAUAACCUUUACGACUGUCUGUAUCCCCAGAUUUCUAAGCACAAUUGUUACCAGAGACAAAACAAUUUCCUACAACAAUUGCACAGCUCAGUUGUUUUUCUUCAUCUUCAUGGGUAUCACUGAAUUUUACCUUCUAACCGCCAUGUCCUACGAUCGCUAUGUUGCCAUCUGCAAACCACUGCACUACACAACCAUCAUGAGCAGAAAAGUCUGCGUAGUGCUGGUGUUCUCUGCUUGGCUGGCAGGGUUCCUCAACAUCUUCCCACCUGUCAUUCUUUUUCUGCAGUUAGAUUACUGCGGCUCCAAUGUCAUUGAUCACUUUGCUUGUGACUACUUCCCCCUCCUGCAGUUGUCCUGCUCAGACACAUGGCUUCUGGAAGUGAUCGGGUUUUACUCUGCAAUAGUGAUACUGCUCUUCACUUUAGCCCUAAUCAUUUUGUCCUACAUGUUCAUCAUCCGGACGAUCUUGAGACUUCCAUCUGCCAGCCAGAGAAAAAAGGCGUUUUCUACUUGCUCCUCUCACAUGAUUGUCAUCUCCAUCUCAUAUGGCAGCUGCAUAUUCAUGUACGCAAAUCCUUCUGCCAAAGAAAGGGCAUCACUGACCAAAGGGGUAGCUGUUCUCAACACCUCUGUCGCUCCCAUGCUGAAUCCAUUUAUCUACACCCUGAGGAACCAGCAAGUGAAGCAAGCAUUUAAGGACACCAUCCAAAAAGUGGUGCUUUUCUCUGGAAAAUGA
Acomys russatus (golden spiny mouse) is the source of this 981-nucleotide messenger RNA. Its product is annotated as olfactory receptor 6C3-like. The record is from RefSeq and is a predicted model, not a curated record. The transcript has 2 exons. Lineage: Eukaryota; Metazoa; Chordata; Mammalia; Rodentia; Muridae. Gene Ontology annotation, molecular function: G protein-coupled receptor activity; olfactory receptor activity. Gene Ontology annotation, biological process: G protein-coupled receptor signaling pathway. Bases 43 to 981 code for a protein of 312 amino acids. Gene Ontology annotation, cellular component: membrane.